Molecule: messenger RNA, 345 nt
Organism: Hansenula ciferrii
Lineage: Eukaryota; Fungi; Ascomycota; Saccharomycetes; Phaffomycetales; Wickerhamomycetaceae
Exons: 1
Coding region: 1-345 (114 amino acids)
Source: RefSeq, a predicted model, not a curated record
AUGAGAUUAUCAACAGUUAUAAUUGUCCAAGGCUUGCUCCUAUCAGGUAUCAUUGCAUCUCCAAUUGCAGCACCAGAGUUUUCUGAAGACUCAACAGAUAUUUCCUUAGCUGCAGAUUCAAAACAACAAUACAACUUGUGCUUUGAGCAAACUAAAAGCGAAAAUUGUUAUCAACAUAGUGUUGAAGCUUGUGUUAAAAAACACAAAGAAAAUAAAGACCCUGAUGCAGAUGCUUUUUGUUCUUUCUGGUGCAGUGAAAUCAAGACUGUUGAUGAUUGUAAAAGUUUAAAGAAAAGCUUGAAUUACAAUCCAUCUUUUGCUUGUGAUGAACAAAAAUAUUGUUAA